GCAUCAAAAGAGAGACCGACUUCUGGUGAAGCAUUUGGUUCUAAUUUUGACAAAAUUACGUUGAAGAAAAUAGAAAAUGAGCUUGUCAGAUUUGUUUGCGUCACUAGAUAUCUCUCAGACGUCGUCCGAAAGGAGAUUAAAAAACCUGAGGAAGAAAACUGAGGUAAACAAACCUAGCACGCUAGACGAUGUGGAGAUCCUACAACCAUCAACUGAAAGCCAUUUGAAAAAGAUCAAGUACUUUGACAGGAUAAAUGAGACUAUCAAAGAUAGCUUUAGAAACGAUUUGCAAAUAAAAGUCGCAGUUCUGGCUGAAGCUGGACCCACAAUUGCACCAUGUUACACCGCUCUCGGCACUGCCUGGCACGACCUUCUGAAGGAAUCAAUAAAGGGAGAGGAGAUGACAGAGUAGGAGGAUCAAGAUGUAGCGGCAGCCGAAUCGUUA
Messenger RNA from Stylophora pistillata, 445 nucleotides. RefSeq lists its product as uncharacterized. Lineage: Eukaryota; Metazoa; Cnidaria; Anthozoa; Scleractinia; Pocilloporidae. The record is from RefSeq and is a predicted model, not a curated record.